AUGCUUUCAAACAGCUUUCCCAAAGAUCUCCGUCAUCGGAGGCUAUGGAUCGAAGCCAUAAAACCCGGUCAACGCGACUGGGAACCGGCGAAGUCGGCUUGUGUGUGCUCAAAACACUUUGCACUUGAACACUUCAAUCGGGCGUCGCCGCUGGUAGUUCGCCUCCACGAGGAUGCCGUCCCUGCCCCGACACCCCUUUCACAGCAGCGAGGAGGUGGUGCAGGUACCGCUGCGACUGCUCAGCAGGAUACCCAGCCAGAAAUGACAGCCCUGAGUAGCCCUCCUGGAGCCUCUCCGCAGCAACAGGGACCUAUGGAUUUAAGUGAAAUCCCAGAGACCCCGCCAGGCCUAUCACAACAGGAACCUGUGGAUGUCGCUGACAGCGAGGAGUCUCUGCCGAGCCUAUCACAACAGGAGCCUAUGGAUGUUGCUGACAGCCAGGAGACUCUGCCAGACCCAUCACAACAGGUUCAGUGA
Rhipicephalus sanguineus (brown dog tick) is the source of this 477-nucleotide messenger RNA. RefSeq lists its product as uncharacterized. NCBI's taxonomy places the organism in Eukaryota, Metazoa, Arthropoda, Arachnida, Ixodida, Ixodidae. The record is from RefSeq and is a predicted model, not a curated record. Bases 1 to 477 code for a protein of 158 amino acids. Gene Ontology annotation, molecular function: sequence-specific DNA binding. The transcript is spliced from 6 exons.